Messenger RNA from Acanthochromis polyacanthus (spiny chromis), 795 nucleotides. RefSeq names its product trace amine-associated receptor 1-like. Gene Ontology annotation, molecular function: trace-amine receptor activity. Bases 1 to 795 code for a protein of 264 amino acids. The transcript is spliced from 2 exons. The record is from RefSeq and is a predicted model, not a curated record. NCBI's taxonomy places the organism in Eukaryota, Metazoa, Chordata, Actinopteri, Pomacentridae. Gene Ontology annotation, biological process: G protein-coupled receptor signaling pathway. Gene Ontology annotation, cellular component: membrane.
AUGUUUCUUGGUUCACUGUCUGUGGUCACAAUAUGUGGAAACCUUCUUGUAAUAAUCUCCAUCAUUUAUUUCAAACAGCUCCACAUCCCUACAAACUACCUCAUCCUCUCUCUGGCAGUGGCUGACUUACUUGUAGGAAUUGUAGUUUUUCCUUUCAGCAUGGCGUUCACUGUAACCUCAUGCUGGUACUAUGAAGGUUUGUUUUACAGAUACUACGCAGUGUGUCAGCCUCUGACUUACAGAAGUAAAAUGAAUUCCCGUGUUGUCAUUGUGAUGAUCCUGGUGAGCUGGGGAGUCGCUGCUUUAAUUGGAAUUGGCAUCAUAGUUGCAGGUUUUAAUCAGGGAAAAUGUGAAGACAGUUGUCUAAUUGAUGCUCUAAUAUCAACCACUCUGGCAUGUAUUUUCUCCUUCUAUAUCCCAGUCAUAAUUAUGCUCAGUAUUUAUCUCAAAAUUUUCCUGGUUGCACAGAAACAAGUAAACAGCAUCCAGAACACAACAAAAUCUGUAGCAGCUGUUAGUAAGAUAGAGAGAAAGGCCACGAAAACUCUAGCUAUAGUUAUGGGGGUUUUCUUGUUAUGUUGGACUCCUUACUUUCUUUGUAUCAUCUUUCAGCCUUUGAACAACGAUGUAACACCGAUUGCUGUGAUUGAAACACUGAACUGGCUCACACUGUCCAAUUCAAUGCUCAAUCCCUUCAUUUAUGCUUUCUUCUACAGCUGGUUCAGAUCAGCUUUCAGAAUGAUCAUUUCUAGGAAGAUAUUCCAAGGUGAUUUGACGAACUCCAGACUUCUUUGA